Anastrepha ludens (Mexican fruit fly) is the source of this 1938-nucleotide messenger RNA. RefSeq lists its product as uncharacterized. Bases 95 to 1111 code for a protein of 338 amino acids. The record is from RefSeq and is a predicted model, not a curated record. NCBI's taxonomy places the organism in Eukaryota, Metazoa, Arthropoda, Insecta, Diptera, Tephritidae. The transcript has 4 exons.
CAAUGAGAAUAAAGCAGCCACUGACGCGCGAGCUAACAUCGGCAGCGCUAACGCUUACAGCGGUCCUGUCGCAAUAAGUACAGAUUUGCAUAGCAUGCCCGAUGCGGAAAAGCAAAACACUUUUGUAUCAAUUGAAACUACCAAUAAAUGGAGUGGAUGGAUUUUCACAACUGAUUUUCCACAACGGCAAGACGAACAGUCCUUCGAAACCGCCAGUAACCAUGACGAAUUUCCACGUAUGGUUGCUGGCUAUGCCACCACCGAAUUAAAUAAUCAAGCCGUUAAUUUCACGAACUUCGAGCAAGAUGAUAUAAUAUAUGACUUCUUAGAUGAGGCACGUUACAAUUUAGCAACCCGCGUUAUGUCGAAUGGAGUUGAAGUGAUCAUUGCAAGUGAUAAAAUUAAGACUCCGCUUGCAGGUGUUGAUGUUGUGACUGAAAUCGCGGCCAAAGACUCCUCAAAAGAACAACAACACCAUCAACUGCAAUUACGUAUUGCGCCUAGUAAAGCUAUCUACCGGCCUACGACAUUAGCAGCGAGUACACUAAAAAAUCAUAUGCGACUUGUAAUGCCAUCGCAAAAUACAGAACCGACAAUACAAGUACGGACACUUACAUCACAUAAACGACAUAAACUUGGACUCAUCAAUGGACUAGGCACAGCCGUGAAAUUCAUUACGGGGAAUAUGGACGCAUUUUCCAUAAAUAAACAAAUUCAAGACAUUAAAGCUAAUACAACGCAUAUCGAGACCAUACUGAAUAACCAGAACCAAAUAAAUUCAAUCAUGCAGGAAAGAUUGCAAAACGUCACUAUCCAUAUAAACAAGGAACAAGAUAAAAUAGAAACAUACAUUAACAAAUUCGAACUUCAGUAUAUCAGCCAAAUUAAUUAUAAUACAGACCUUUUAAACAAUCACCUGGAAAGCAUUGCGGAAUCAAUUGUCCUAGCAAAACUAAAUAUGAUAUCGAAGUUCAUACUAAGCACUACAGAGCUAGAUCAAAUAUAUAAUUAUAUGGAAAAUCAAUCAAUAAAAAUUAGCUCUAAAGAGCAAAUAUACGUACCACUUGGACUACAAGCAUAUUAUAACAAUUCAAAUAGUUAUUAUAUUUAAUGUACAGAUACCAAAUGUAUCAUAUACUUCCACUCUCUUUAAAUAACACAAAAAAUAUAAAAAUAAAAUUAUAAUUAACAUACAAUAAAAACCAUUAAAACCAAUUUUUUAACGAAUCUUGUCCAAGAGUCGAAAACACCUACUAUUGCAAAAAAUCACCAUAUACUGAAUAUACAACUAACUCCGCCUGCAUUGCACAAAUAAUAAACAACAAAAAUGCUCUGUGCGACCUAGAAGAUGUUGGCAAUAUAAACCUAAUCAUUAAACCUGAACCAAACUACAUUCUCUUCAUCAAUACAUACAAGACUACCGUAACAACUAGCUGCAACAACGGCACUUACGAAGUUAAGGCUACAGCUCUCCUCUACUACAACAACUGUUCAAUCAAUGUCAACGGCGAAAUCUACAAAGCCAACCCCAUGUUUUACAGAGACGAUUUUUUUUCUACUACACAUAAGCUAUUCCGAAGUAAACGCAAAAACCAUAACAAAAAAACUGAGUCUCGACAAACUUAGAAGCUAUCAAAUAGAAAGCCACGAAACAACAUCAAACGAAAACAAUAUUAUAAUUCUAAUAACCUGUUCAUUGAGCAUCAUUUUUACCGCCGCCCUUGUUUACAUCGCAAGGAAAAGAACUAAACUCCAAUACAUGCCAGUUCUUCCACUAAACGUUCCAGCCCAUACGUUUUCCUUGUGGCCUUCACUUUUAAAUAAAGAAACUAAAAGUAUUAAGAUAUUGGUUUAUUAUUAAAAUACAGAUUGCCAAAUUAACAAAAAACUUCUAAAAAGCUAAUUAAGCAAUACUAACAUUUUUAAGAAAUUGAUUUA